Molecule: messenger RNA, 906 nt
Organism: Hyposmocoma kahamanoa
Lineage: Eukaryota; Metazoa; Arthropoda; Insecta; Lepidoptera; Cosmopterigidae
Product: alpha-tocopherol transfer protein-like
Exons: 6
Coding region: 1-906 (301 amino acids)
Cellular component (GO): membrane
Molecular function (GO): phosphatidylinositol bisphosphate binding
Source: RefSeq, a predicted model, not a curated record
AUGUCAGUGCCGGUAGAAGUUUUAGUGCAGAAGGAAUAUACGAAGAAUAUAAAAAUGAGGCUGGAAGAUAUACAAAGUAUUGGUGAUUGGCUCAAACAGCAGCCGCAUUUGCCGCAGGAGUAUAUUACUGACUUAGAAAUCAUAUUGGCAUAUCACAGUUGCGAAGGUUGCAUCGAACAGACUACGAAAGUAAUUGAUCUCAAUUACACCUUGCGUACAUUGUUUUCUUUUUAUCAGAACAGACGAAUAGAUAUCAGCUUAGAGACCGCUCUUCAUACGUGGCUAAUUACCUUUUUAGAUACACCAACUAAGAAAGGAUAUUCAGCGAUAUAUUGCCAAUUGUUAGACGCCGAUCCACAGAAAUUUGUCUACAAUGACGUAGUGAAGGCGUUCGUAAUGCUGAUGGAUUUGUGGCAGUGGGAAAAAGGUACUGUUCCCGGUGUAGCUGUUAUUCUAAAUAUGGACAAGGUUUCUGUCAGCCAUCUGUCACGUAUGGAUCUCAAUGUGGCUCAACAGUUUUUCUAUUUCUUGCAGGAAGCCAUGUUCGUUCGUCUCAAAGAGUUUCAUUUCAUUAAUGCAUCCAACUUCAUCGACACAUUAAUGUCUAUGGUGAAGCCUUUCAUGAAGAAAGAAAUGCUUGACAUACUCAAGAUUCAUCCAGUGGGCUCCGAUUCGUUAGAGGAAUACAUUCCUAAGGCUGCCUUGCCGAAGGAGGCGGGAGGGGAAAACAAAGAAGGAAACGUGUUACGAGAUGAAAUUUGGAAUAAAAUUAAGUCAAACGAAGAGUUUUUUGAAGCAGAAUUGAAGAAAAGAGUAGAAGAGUCAAAACGACCUGGUGGGCCGAAAACAAUGAGCACCUUUUUCAGUGGCUUCGAGGGAUCGUUCAAGAAACUGGAAAUCGAUUGA